AUGUAUCAAACAAUGUAUCCGUCACAUUUAAUGAUGCAGAUUGUCGACCAACCUAACAGACACUGUCCUCAGAUCUCUAUCCCUCCUUAUCCUUACUCCACCAGUUCAAGUAAUAGUAAUUACUACAACAGUAAUCAUAAUAAUAAUAGUAAUAACUAUCAUCACCAUCAUCAUCACCCUCUUCAUCAUCACAAUAAUCGACACCUAGUGCAUCAGAGUUUCCAGCAGGAUAGUCAUGGAAGAGGUCAAUUAUUUCAUUUUAACGGCAAUCCAACUAGACAACGUGAAUUGAUGCAGAAUUCAAUUUACUCACUGGGACACAAUCGCAGAAUGAUUGUUGAAAGUUUAUCACCUAGAAGACCAGGAGGAUCUCCUCCAGGAGGAAAUAAUACAAAUUUACCUGCGAAGAAUUGGCAUCAGAAUAAAAAAACAAAUAAUAAUAAUAAUCAUAACAAUAAUAAUAAUAAUAAUAAUAAUAAUAAUAAUAAUAGUAGUAAUAAUAAAAGUCAUAAUAAUAAAAACGGAUAUUCAGUGCCAACGAACGCUAAAAAAGUUAGCAAUAGUGAUAGUAGUAAUUGUCAAAAUAAUAAUAAUAACAGCAAUAAUUAUAAUAAUAAUAUUAACAAUAAUCAUAAUAAUAAUGAUAAUAAUAAUAACAAUAACAAUGGAGGGAAGAAACAAAAUUACAACCGAUCAAACAAAAGAAAUAUGCAGCGGGAUCAAUCACAGAUUAAGGAAGUCAAUAAUUACGGAAGUGAUAGUGGCUUCAGUUCACGAUCUCCAACGCCUAGUAAACAUGAUAGCCAAAAUGAGAGCUCUGAUGAUCGCGAGUCUAUUGCAUCUUCUGCCGAACCUGAUAUCAAAAAAUUUCAACAAACACGUCCAAGCCCAUCAUCAAAUAUAACGUUCACAUCUCAGGGAUUUAUUAACAAUACAAAUCAAUAUUAUCCUAAUCAACAUAUGAAUUAUUGUCUCAGUACAAGUCCUACGAUAAGUCCGUCUGCAACGCAACUACACCAGCUAAAUUAUCAGGGAAAGAAACGUAAUCACACAGGUGGUCGAACAAGUGCGUUACACAAAUACCAUCAAGUCGGGAAACAACCGGAUUUGGCAAUGCAAUUUGCGAGUAUAUUCCCCAGAUCAUUUUUGGCUCCAGAUCGUUAUUUAGCUAGGUCAAAUUCAAUUGCAUCGAAGGCAUCACCCAGUGAACUUUUACGUAACUCCAAGUGGGACAAAUUGUCACAGAAUGUUUGGGAUAAAUUUUCUUCCCAUCAGCAGUCUGAAGAAAUGUAUGUCAGAAAACUGAUGCUGUGGAAAUACUUGCUAAUUUAUAUCAAAACAAUAUAUCCAAGGUACAGUCUCUUUUUGGUCGGAUCAACAAUGAAUGGAUUUGGGGCCUGUACGAGUGACGUUGACAUUUGUUUAGUCGUACAAAAUACCGAGAUUAUACUGCGAGAACGAGCGCUCGCACACUUAGAGGAAGUUAAAGCUUGUCUGAGUUACUGUGAUUUCAUUCAAAAUUUAGAAUUAAUUCACGCAAAAGUGCCAAUUCUAAAAUUUCGAGACGGAAUACAGCAUUUAGAAGUCGACUUGAACUGUAACAAUGCCGUGGGUGUUCGGAAUACACAUAUGCUUCAUUGUUACUCCCGUAUCGAUUGGCGAGUACGGCCUUUGGUACUAGUCGUAAAACUAUGGGCCCAAGCACAAGACAUCAACGACGCCAAAAACAUGACGAUCAGUAGUUACUCAUUAGUAUUAAUGGUGAUCCAUUUCUUGCAAUGUGGUGUCACCCCGGCUGUUUUGCCGUGCUUGCAAACACUGUAUGGCGAUAAAUUUCGAGAUGAUUCCGACAUUCAUACCAUCGACAUCAAUGAAGAAAUGCACAUUCCGUCAAAAUUGUUGGGAGAAUUGAAUCAUCAGCCACUCGGUGAACUGUUCUAUGAGUUUUUCAAAUACUACGUCAAUUUCGACUUUAUUCGAUACGCGGUAUCGGUACGUUUGGCAAAGCAAAUACCUAUUGAAGAGUGUCGUUUUUCUCAUUCGUUAAAAAAUGAUCCUCACCAAUGGAAAUGGCUUUGUGUUGAAGAACCAUUUGACCUAACAAAUACCGCAAGAUCAGUAUAUGAUUUUGAUACCUUCGAGCACAUCAAGCAAGUAUUCAAACUGACUUGUGAAACACUAGAGAAGACACAUUCACUGGAGAGUGUUUUCAAGAAAUUAAAACCACAAGAACAAACCACCGACUCUACCAACUCUUAA
Messenger RNA from Cotesia congregata, 2259 nucleotides. Lineage: Eukaryota; Metazoa; Arthropoda; Insecta; Hymenoptera; Braconidae. The record is from the annotation of a GenBank genome assembly.